Messenger RNA from Etheostoma cragini (Arkansas darter), 1862 nucleotides. It is a transcript of the gene taf1b, whose product is annotated as TATA box binding protein (Tbp)-associated factor, RNA polymerase I, B. NCBI's taxonomy places the organism in Eukaryota, Metazoa, Chordata, Actinopteri, Perciformes, Percidae. The record is from RefSeq and is a predicted model, not a curated record. The transcript has 16 exons. Gene Ontology annotation, biological process: nucleolar large rRNA transcription by RNA polymerase I; RNA polymerase I preinitiation complex assembly. Gene Ontology annotation, molecular function: RNA polymerase I core promoter sequence-specific DNA binding. Gene Ontology annotation, cellular component: RNA polymerase transcription factor SL1 complex; RNA polymerase I core factor complex. The coding region runs from base 135 to 1862 and encodes 575 amino acids.
CAGCAGAGUGCCGUUGAAGAGCGUGCGGUCCACCGGAAAUUAUAGACGAAUUAGUCAAAAAACAAAACUACAUGUGGACGGGCUACAGUUCAAAUAUAAAAAUUACAAACUAAAUACACUUUUUAAAAGUGCAAAUGGACGAAGAGCAAACGGCCGGGUACAGGGAGCCCUGUGGUGUGUGUUCAGCGGUGAAUUGGGGCGUUUCAGACGAGGGGCGUUUCUACUGCAGGUCCUGUCACAACGUCAUCGAGAGAACCAGAGAGGUGGUGGACCCCACCUUCACCCCCGGCUCCUCCCGGAUCUCCACCAUCGGCCGAGGAACCAAAACCAAGAGACCCGAGCGCGGGCGUCAGUGGGUGAUCUGCGAGGCUUUCCAGUUCAUCCUGAGAAACCAGGCCAACGCUCUGCUCAGACUGGGAGUCCGUCCAGCAUUCAAGGAGGAAGUGCUGUGUCAGCUUUGGAGAAUCUACCUGCAGAAGAGUCGACAGGCGUACACCAACAACCCAGUGAGGACCUCCACAUUUAAAGUGCGAGGUCAGGUCUCUGACUCUGACAGUGCAGCCGAGAUGUCUGUCAUCUCAGCCAGUGAGACGGACGGAGACACGAACGCGUCCAGCACCGCCGGCUCCAUCGCAGGAAGCUCCAGUGAUUGGUCGCAGUUUUCGGGUUCUCUGGACGCCGCCACCUACCUGUCGUCCCGGCUGAGACGCUGUCGCCACGGUCUCAUGACCAUGAAGAAGACUCUGGCGUUGCUCCACCUCGCUCUGGUCUGGAUCCGCGAGCCGCUGACGCUCAGCGACCUGCUCAGGUUGGUGAACGAGGGACACGUCCCGUACGUUAAUGCCUACGAGGAACUUCCUGUCGAGAUGAAGCUGGAGGGGAAAGACGCUCUCAUCUUCAGAGUCGACAGCGUCCCGUCCCACCGGGCGGUGCAUAAGGAGGCUCAGACUCUGAUUCUGUUCCUGCAGUUUCCUGCUUUUCCUCCAAUCAGCCAGCAGAGUCUGCUGCACCCGGCCCUGCUCAGCCUGCGCUACCUGAUGGACGCCAAUCUGCCCGACGAUCUCCACCCGUGGGUCUGUCGGCUGAUGGAGCGCGCCGGGAUGGCGGAUGGAGCGCUCCACACGUUCGACCGCCUGUCCCGGCCGGUCCUGCCGCUCUACGACGUCCAGACCGCUGCCCUCAUCAUCGUCACCAUGAAGCUCGUCUUCGGCCUCGACGACCACACAGAAUGGGAUUUAUCUAAUGACGCAGCCGACCAGGACGACACAGGAAACCUGUUCAGUGUGCGGCGGUGGUUCAGACUUGUGCAGACCGCCCUGAUCUCAGCGCAGCGGAGGAGAGAACAACACGUCGCCAGGAAACAGUGGACCCCCAAGAAACCUCUUCACCCAAACAGCCAGAAGAAAUGUGUGAUGAUGAAGAAGUGUAGGAGUCACUACUCGGUGGUGGAGGAGACGCUGCCGCGGUCCUUCGUCUGGCUGCUGCAGCUCUUCAGCUUCCUGCUGGACGUCACGGUGCCGAGUCUCUACGAGGAGACGCUGCGGGUGGAAAGACGCCUCGCCGGACGCGGGAAGAACAGAAGGAAAAACAGAGAGGAAGAGGUGGAGAGAGGAAGAGUUGGAGAAACAGAGAGGAAGAGGACGAGGAGGAGGAACGGAGAGAACAGAGAGGAAGGAGAGGAGGAUCAGAAAAGAAGAGGAACAGAGAAGAAGAAGAAGAGGAGGAACAGAGAGAAUAGAGACGAGGUGACCGGAGGUGUGGCUGCGGUGAAACGCAGGUUAACUGAGACGACCCCGAGAGGGAAGAUCAGGACGCAGCCGAGACAACAAAGAGAGGCUGCGGACCGAGCUGCAGGUCCCUGA